AUGUCUGCCACCAUGGACGAAAAGGCUCAAGACGUCCCAGCGAGCAUCGCGAAAGACACCGCCGAUGCCAAAUAUGAUGAGAACGUUGACAACUCCCAAGACAAUCUCGUCUACGACAAUGCUGAAGAGGAGCCUGAGUUACACGCCCGGACUAUCGUUGCGUGCAUGGCCAUGUUCCUCCUCAACUUGGUUCAGGUCUUCGCAUUGCAAGGCCCUCCAGCAGUGCUGUCCUAUAUAGGCGCAAGUCUCGAUGCUAGCGAGAGACAGACCUGGAUAACCAACUCUCUGUCACUUGUGCAAGCCGUUUUAGGACCAAUAAUCGCUUCUGCAUCCGACACCUUCCAAGCGAGAAAGAUCAUCUUGGUCUCCACCUGCACUAUCUCCUUCAUCGGCUGCGCCAUCGCUCCAGGCGCUCAGUCGAUCGCCAGACUAAUCGCCGCGCAAACCCUCAUAGGUUUCGGCUUCGCUGCAGUGCCUCUGGCAUACUGCGUGCCCAGCGAGAUCCUCCCUCGGAAAUGGAGACCGGCAGUCCAAGGUGUGAUGAAUAUUGCUGCUUCAAUAGGAGCGAUUUCUGGACCGCUUAUUAUUGGAGCACUCACGCGCUCGGAUCUGGUCAAUGGCUGGCGAGAUUUCUACUGGGUACAGUUUGCGCUUUGGGGAUUGACUGCGCUGGGAUUGUUGUUUGGUUACAGACCUCCGAAGAGACACACGAGAUAUGACCACUUGAGCUUGUGGCAGAAGAUCGGACAGCUCGAUCUUAUUGGAUUCUCUUUGCUGACUACUGGGUUGGCCUUGUUCCUGACGGGAAUGAACUUGGGCGGAGAGCAGUAUCCUUGGAGCAAUGCACGAGUUCUGGCGACUCUCAUUAUUGGGAUCGCACUUCUCGUUGGAUUCGGACUCUACGAGUGGAAGGGUACAGCAACAGGGAUUCUCCACCACGAGCUCUUCCGCAACGAGGAAGGGCAUGGCCGAGCAUUUGCCCUCUGUGUCAUGCUCAUCUUCAUCGAGGGGAUUUUGCUAUUCGCCGUUGUCAUCUUCUACCCGAUCCUUACUGUGAACCUCUUCGAGACGGAUCCAUUCCUCCAAGUUGCUCGAGCGCAGCCAUUUUGGGUCGCAAACCUUUUCGUCACGGGGCUCUACGGGUACUGGAGUACACGACUUCGAUCUCUUCGUGCACCACUGGCAGUGGGCUUCCUGCUCCUGACAGCAGGAGCCGUGGGCUUGGCCACAGUCCAACCAAGUGACUCGACCAGUGCAAUUGUGUUCGACGGACUCGCUGGCAUUGGCUUCGGAUCUCCAUUGGUCUUGAUCGUAGCAGCAGUGCAGCUCGCUGUGCCUCACCAUCUGAUCGCCACUGCAACUGCAGUCACAACAUCUGCCCGAGCAGUAGCAGCGACCAUCUUCACAGCGAGCUAUUUUGCAGCCUACAGCGAUCGAGCCGCAAGAUUCGUGCCUCAAGAUGUUGCUCCCGCAGCACUUGGAGCCGGACUACCGAGCAGUUCACUGAUGCCCUUCGUAGCCGGGCUUUCAGCGCACAAUCAGACAGCCUUGUCCUCGAUUCCAGGUGUCACUCCCGCGAUCAUCAGCGCCGGAACAGCAGCUUUGAAACAAGCAAUGGCGGGUUCGAUUCGCGUGGUGUACAUCAUUGCAGCUCCUUUUGGGGCCGUCGCUGUCAUUGCUUGCUUCUUUCUGGGAGACCUGAGCAAAGUCAUGAACUACAGGGUCGAUGCGCCUGUUGAGAGGUUGCGUGCGAAGCAUGAAAGACAGUGA
Messenger RNA from Zasmidium cellare ATCC 36951, 1770 nucleotides. RefSeq lists its product as uncharacterized. The record is from RefSeq and is a predicted model, not a curated record. The coding region runs from base 1 to 1770 and encodes 589 amino acids. Gene Ontology annotation, biological process: transmembrane transport. NCBI's taxonomy places the organism in Eukaryota, Fungi, Ascomycota, Dothideomycetes, Mycosphaerellales, Mycosphaerellaceae. The transcript has 3 exons. Gene Ontology annotation, molecular function: transmembrane transporter activity.